Molecule: messenger RNA, 1593 nt
Organism: Gamsiella multidivaricata
Lineage: Eukaryota; Fungi; Mortierellomycota; Mortierellomycetes; Mortierellales; Mortierellaceae
Exons: 2
Coding region: 210-1535 (441 amino acids)
Source: RefSeq, a predicted model, not a curated record
UCGAACAUGGGAUUAUCUGUACAAAUGCCUUGUCACGACAUGGCCUGACCGUACUUUCAGACUCGGCAUAAAAAAGACUAACACGUUUCUAUGUUUUUUCUUGCUUGUUCAUAGUGCUGAGGGAACAUUGAUCGGUUCGGACGAAUCUGACAGCGGAGAAUCAGUCGCAGUGAGCUCAAAGCACGGAUCAGGGACCGACGAGGACUCGAAUGUCGUCUAUAACAGGAUAUGCAGCGCCCUACAGUCCCUCAUCACGGAUGCCCAGUCUGCGCUGGUACGCACCUCAACCCCCACUACCAGCAAUGUCUCCUCGACCUCACUGCCGGCAAUGUUGGGUCGGAGAUCCUGUCGCCACUCAUCGCAAUCAUGCCUAUCCCAGGGGCAACGGCCACUAUCCUUGCCCGGCACUUCAACAGCACACAGUCUUUACAUGGACGAUGGCGAAUCUAGUCAAUAUGAAACUGCAGGCUCAGUCAGGGAGGAAGGCGUUUUCAAGGGUGCUGUGGAAGGAAAAACAGCUGGAGCAGUAUGAGCGGUACAGGCGCUCCUGCGACAUAGUGUCGCUAGAGCUGGAGAUGCUAUUGAACGACACUAUGCUGGGUCAGCAAGAUUUAUGGGACGAGGACUUAUCGUUUAUGCCAGGGUCAACACCAGCUGCGCUCUCCGAUAAUGUCAGCAAUGCACCAUCAAUGUCACCACAAUCGGCUUCUUCUUUAGGCCAGGAAGCGCCUCUGACAAGUAUGCCCUCAGCACCAAGGAAAGAACGCAUGCCCAGGACACCGGGAUCCAAAGCAGAAAGGCUGCAAAGAUCAUACCAAGCUCUAUUGUUAAGCCCGCAGGUUCGUGCCAGACAACUUCAGCGGCAGCGUCUUCAACAUAAUGACGACCAGGAUCAUACUUUUCAGCCCAUCCUGCACGAACAGCAUCAAUCUCUCAUUUCUUUCCCUUCGCCAUCUCACUCCACGCGAAAACGACCACAUCGCCAAUAUAAGAGUACCGGUGUAGGAGCCAGUCGACCACACAGCAUUCUUGUGCAGCUCUACGGCCUUUGGAAACAAACCUGGUUGCGUCAGCGGAUUAUGCACGUUCUGACGGAAUCUCUUGAGCUCAUGCUCAUUCUCUGGGUCGUCCUCAAACUUACGGAGGUUUCUCUAUCCUGGAUGGGGAUUCGGAUGCUCAAAAGCCCCAACAGCAGUGGUGACAGUAUCAACAAUAGUGCCAGCGGAAGAGUUCCGUGGCUAACCUAUUUUUAUGGAGACCGCGAGGGCGCCGGAUCUGCGGCCAAGGAGCUGUAUGCCAGAAUCCGAAGGGAUGGACUGCGGCUCCGGGAGAUGCGGAUAUGGAGACAGCGAGAGCGGGAGCAGUUGAUGCGGGAGAUGGUUGCAUCGGAGAAGGCGAUGGGGAUGCAACGAACACCAUUUACACCGGCGGCCAUGGUCUGGGCGCCCGCAGGUCGGUUGCUGGCACAGGCGGUCUCGGGACUGACGCUUGCGUACUUAUCGGACUAUGCCAAGCAACUCAUCAAGAAGCUAUAGUCUCAGUGCACGCGUGUGCCCCAUAUACAGAUUCGCAUUUAUUCCCGGCGAUCUGCUC